This is a messenger RNA of Mauremys mutica (yellowpond turtle), 994 nucleotides long. It is a transcript of the gene MSRB2, whose product is annotated as methionine sulfoxide reductase B2. The record is from RefSeq and is a predicted model, not a curated record. Gene Ontology annotation, cellular component: cytoplasm. Gene Ontology annotation, biological process: protein repair; response to oxidative stress. Lineage: Eukaryota; Metazoa; Chordata; Testudines; Geoemydidae. Gene Ontology annotation, molecular function: peptide-methionine (R)-S-oxide reductase activity. The transcript is spliced from 6 exons.
CAUGCACUGUUUUUAUUUUUCAGAUUUGUGACUCUAGCUCUUUACACUUCCAGGAUGUCGUCUCUUCUUGCUGUUUUUAUUGAUACAAAUACUCCAGGCAUUAUCAGCUCCCUCUCUUCCACUUUCUACACCCCUUGGAUGGAGGUUAGGGAGCAGCUACAAAGGAAGAGAACUAAGGGAUGCAUGUCUCACAGAGUAGCUGUGCUCCUAGUGUGGGGGGAGGUGAUCAGGAAGCACUGCAGAGGGACUUGUUCUAUGCACAAUUGCCUGUAACCAACAAAAAUUGAAGUAAUUUCUCCCUUCAGGCUCUGUGGCAUCUCCAAGCUGUGUUCCCAGAACUCCCUCAUCUUGUGAGGUGAAUAAGGAGACAACUUAGGGAGAUGAAACGAAUGGAUUUCCCAGCAUACUUUGACCCCUCCAAUCACAGAUUUUUCUGCAGGAAGAUUAUGCCCUGCUUGAAUUUCAAAGCACUCUACAAAGGAGGUCAGUAUCAUCAUCCCCAUUGAACAGAUGGUGAAACCAUUACCAGUUAAAGAUGUGGGGUCUCUGACUAGAUAUGACACACCUGACAUCACUGAUUGGCAAAAUAAAUUGACUCCAGAACAGUUCUAUAUCACGAGAGAAAAAGGAACUGAACUGCCAUUUACUGGAAUCUAUCUGAAUAACAGAGAUCCAGGAAUGUGCCAUUGUGUAUGCUGUAAUGCCCCAUUGUUCAGUUCAGAGACGAAAUACAAUUCUGGCACCGGAUGGCCUUCAUUUUCGGAAGCUUUUGGUGCAUGUGGUACAGAUGAAAGCAAUACCAGUAUCCUGAGGUGUCCAGAUACCUCACUGGGAUCAACCAGCAUGGAAGUCAUUUGAAAACAGUGUGAUGCCCAUCUUGGUCAUGUGUUUGAUGGUGGUCCCAGACCUUCUGGACAAAGGUUCUGUAUGAACAGUGUUUUGUUAACCUUUAAACCAAGCUUAGACUAGUAGGAGAAGGAUCUUUAAGUGCAAU